Messenger RNA from Dibothriocephalus latus, 465 nucleotides. The record is from the annotation of a GenBank genome assembly. Lineage: Eukaryota; Metazoa; Platyhelminthes; Cestoda; Diphyllobothriidea; Diphyllobothriidae.
AUGACAUUGUCACAUUUUGGCUAUCUUGCAGUUUUUCUGGCCGCACUCAGCCACGAGGAGACUUUCAGAAUUGCUGGUGGCACUCCCUUUGAUGAACACGGCAUUAUGGACUGUGCUGUCAAAAACCACCCUGUCAACAAAAAGCCGCCCUCAGAAAUGCAGCCUGUCAACGCAGCUGCUAACGCUGGCAACACGAGGCCUCCCUCAGAAAUGCUGCCUGUCAACCCACCUACUAACACUGGCAGCGCGAAGCAUCCCUCAAAAAUUCAGCCUGUCAACCCACCUGCUAACGCUGGCAACGCGAAGCCUCCCUCAGUAAUGCAGCCAUUCAACCAAGCUGCUAACGCUGGCUACAAUCGACUGCCGUCAAAAGACCAAAUUACCAGCACAGCCACUUAUGCCUUCUCUCUUGUGCCCACUCUACUGGUGUCCGCAUGGCUGUUCGCAGAGAUGCAGCUUUGCUGA